AUGACCCAAGAACAAGUCGCUACGGCCCCUGCGGCCACACCGCAGCCACAGCAUGACCCCUCCCACGAGGAGCACCAAUACCUCAACUUGAUCCGCGAUAUUCUAGCCCAAGGCGAGUUCCGCCCCGACAGAACAGGCACAGGCACCAAGAGCAUUUUUGCCCCUCCAGCACUCCGAUUUUCUCUCUCAAAACCCAACCCAGAAGGCGGCGCCCCGAUCCCCGUGCUGCCACUCCUCACCACAAAGCGCGUCUUCAUGCGCGCCGUUCUUGCCGAGCUCCUCUGGUUUAUCGCGGGUACCACCUCCUCAUUACCCCUCUCUGAAGCCGGCAUCAAGAUCUGGGAUGGUAAUGGAAGCCGCGAGUACCUCGAUAAGGUUGGUCUCGGACAUCGCGAAGAAGGCGAUCUCGGCCCCGUGUAUGGAUUUCAGUGGCGACACUUUGGCGCCGAGUACGUCGAUGCCAAGACGGAUUACACAGGCCAGGGAGUGGACCAGCUCAAGGAUAUUGUGGACAAGAUUAUGAAUUCACCUUUUGAUCGCCGGAUCAUCAUGAGUGCUUGGAACCCUGCGGAUUUGAAGAAGAUGGCUCUUCCGCCAUGUCAUAUGUUUGCGCAGUUUUACGUCUCUUUCCCGCCGGGUAUGAAGCUUGAUGAGAAUGGUCGCCCUGAUGCGAAGGGAACCCUUUCUUGUCUUCUUUACCAGCGCUCUUGUGAUAUGGGGUUGGGCGUUCCGUUCAACAUCGCUUCUUAUGCUCUUCUCACUCACAUUCUUGCUCAUGCUGCGGACUUGAACCCGGGCACUCUGGUUCACACUAUGGGUGAUGCUCAUAUCUACUUGGAUCACAUCGAUGCGCUAAACGAGCAGUUGACUCGUGAGCCUGUUGAGUUCCCUGAGUUGCGUAUCAAGCGUAAUGACCGUGGCAGUGCUGUUAUUGACGGCUGGAAGGAGGAUGAAUUUGAGGUGAUUGGCUACAAGCCUCACAAGACCAUCAAGAUGAAAAUGAGUGUUUAG
This is a messenger RNA of Penicillium odoratum, 1011 nucleotides long. Its product is annotated as thymidylate synthase. Gene Ontology annotation, biological process: dTMP biosynthetic process. NCBI's taxonomy places the organism in Eukaryota, Fungi, Ascomycota, Eurotiomycetes, Eurotiales, Aspergillaceae. The record is from RefSeq and is a predicted model, not a curated record. Gene Ontology annotation, molecular function: thymidylate synthase activity. The transcript has a single exon. The coding region runs from base 1 to 1011 and encodes 336 amino acids. Gene Ontology annotation, cellular component: cytosol; mitochondrion.